AUGGACGUGGAACAGCUCGGCUCCUCCAUGAAACCUAAACAUUUAGCUUCAAAUAACUCUUCCUCCCCUGAAAAAGCCACACAGCUGCUAAUAGGCGACACAGGGGACCUGAGCACAACUCCUGGUGCACAUACCGACCCCCGUCCUACCGGCGAUGCUGAUUACUGGGCAGCUGGGAUUGCGGCCCGUCGCGAGGCUCUGGCGGAAGAUGCGGCCGGUCUCCCGUGCUUAGCCCAGCGGGACCUCUCGCACGCCUACUGA
Messenger RNA from Pelobates cultripes (western spadefoot toad), 261 nucleotides. Lineage: Eukaryota; Metazoa; Chordata; Amphibia; Anura; Pelobatidae. The record is from the annotation of a GenBank genome assembly.